AUGGCGCUGGCAUCUGCACACAGAGUGACCUUCUCUGUGCUGGCAGUGCCCCUGCAGCAAGAAUUGGGGCUCAGCUUGCCACAGAUGGGGAUCCUGCAAAGUGCCGUGCUGGCUGGCUACAUCCUUGGACAGGCGAGUACAUCAUUUAUACCUCUUGGGAUUGUAGCGGACAGGAUUGGGGGCACCCCAGUGAUGCAUGUGAGCAUCUUCCUCUGGUCAUGCGUCACUGGGCUGACCUCAUUCGUCCGCGGAGCACCCCAGUCACUGCAAUUUCCCGCACUGCUGAUUGCCCGUGUCACCCUCGGCCUCGGCCAGUCUUGCAUCAUGCCUGCUACAUCCGCAAUGGCCGCCAAGUGGGUGCCUCAUCAGUAUAGGGCAAGAGCGAUGUCAUUUGUCUAUGCUGCAUUCAGCCUGGGCAUGGUGGCUGGCCUUGUCUGCUUCCCAGCUGUUGCAGCACCAUUUGGAUGGCCGACAGCACUGGUGGUUUUUGCCGCCGGUGGAAUCGCCUGGGGGGCGUCAGCUGUGGGUGGAAUGGUGGCAGGCUGGCUGGCUGAUCACCUGCAGGAGAGCCAUCAAUGGAAGCCAGCUCGUGUGCGAGCCUUCAUUCAAACAGUCGCCACAAUAGGUCCGGCUGUCAGCCUUAUUCCGCUCAUCUUGGCGAAGAAUUCCUGUGGGCUGCACUUGGCAGUCGCUUGCCUGACAGCGUUCAUGGGGCUCCAGGCCUUUGCCUACUCUGGCUUCCAUGCCUAUGUCCAGGAGGUGGCACCAUCGGACGCUGGCAAGCUGUUGGGGCUGAGCAACAGCGCAUCCACCCUUGUGGGGAUGGCAGGAAAUGUGGUCACAGGCGGCAUGGCCGCAUCUAGCUGGGGCUACUCUGGUCUCUUUGCAGUGACAGCCGUACUGUACACCGGGUCAUGUCUGACCUGGAACGCAUGCAUGAAGGGGCAGCCGCUCAACCUCAACCUUGUAUAAAAGAUGCCUUGGAGACCUUGUAUGAUUCUUCGCUAGGCAAUUUUAAGUAAAACAUUGCAUAUUCAUUCUGCCUGUACACAGAAGCAGCAGUGCUGUCUCUCUGUAUAUGUAUAUCAUUGAAAAGUGUCUUGUUCAUCUUGUACUAUUAGAUGUAUCACUUAAAAGUAUCUUCUAGUAGGUGCAGGUGGUUUCAUUGGUUGCGAUAUGUGGCUCUGAACAUCAUGAAAUUGACUGGCAACAUGUUUGAGGUUUACUUGGCUAUAUAGAGCUUGCAAUUCUUCAAAAACGCAACAGAUAUCUAGAUAUCUUUAUCUAAUGGCUCUAUUGUAUACUACUAAUUGUCUUAAAGAUGGAUGCGAAGUUUGUCAUCAUGUCAAUUCUACCCUCGAGGCAAGACACAUUUGCGCUGGCCACUCGGUAUCAGUCCUUUCCAGCGAGCACAGCCUUCGAUUCGGCAUAAAUGUUCUUUCUUGAUGGCUUCCAGUGACAGGUUCAGAGAAUUUCACAGGAUGCUUGAUAGUAUAAGCAUGUAAAACUAGCAACAU
This is a messenger RNA of Coccomyxa subellipsoidea C-169, 1517 nucleotides long. Its product is annotated as major facilitator superfamily transporter. The transcript is spliced from 6 exons. Lineage: Eukaryota; Viridiplantae; Chlorophyta; Trebouxiophyceae; Coccomyxaceae. Gene Ontology annotation, molecular function: transmembrane transporter activity. Gene Ontology annotation, biological process: transmembrane transport. The coding region runs from base 1 to 972 and encodes 323 amino acids. The record is from RefSeq and is a predicted model, not a curated record.